Molecule: messenger RNA, 2687 nt
Organism: Meloidogyne enterolobii
Lineage: Eukaryota; Metazoa; Nematoda; Chromadorea; Rhabditida; Meloidogynidae
Source: the annotation of a GenBank genome assembly
UUUAUUUUAAAGAUUUUCAUGUUUUUUUAAAUUGUCUGGAGCUUAAAAUGUUUAUUUUUUAUAUUUUUGUUGUUUUUUCCCUCGAUCUGCUGGGGGAGGGGGUUUCUUGGAGGUUAUUUACAUUUAAAAAUUCUUUUUUUUAAUAAUUAUUCAUGAAUCUGAAAAUUAAUAGGGCAAACAAAGUUAACUACUUGGACUAUUUGGAAUAGAGUAAAAAAUGUACUUAUAAUUGUAUUAUUAAGGUGUUAAAAAUCUAGGAAUUUUUACAGUCAAAAAUGCAAAUGAGAGAUAAUUGGGUACUGUAGAUGAGUUAAUGUGUCUCGCUUUAAAACGGAAACGGGUGACGAAAAUGUUUGCUACAAAACGUCUUGUAUUAAGUUCUAGUGUAAAAUGUGAAUUGUCUAGAGAAAGGAAAAAGAGAAAUAGUGUUGGUUAGAGAAAUAAAUGGAAGAAAUAGUGUGUAUUUAGAAGAGUGUGUUAGUGUUUUGUACAAAUUUUUUACAGUUUUUCGGGCUUUUUUUGAAGAUUUUUAGGGGUUUUAAUGAAUUUUUAGAGCUUUUUUUCGAUUUGCGAUUGAUUGCGAUUUCAUUUUAGGUGUUUAAAACGGAGAAUUUUGAAUUUCUAAAAGUAUUUGGCUCUAAAUUUGAUUUAUUCCUUGUCGCGCUUUUAUUUUCUUUUCGUUCUAUUUGACACAUUUUUCCUCUCUUUUUUCAGAUAAAAAAUGACUGACCAAAUUGCUCGUUCACAGCAAUAUGAAUAUAGACAAAAUUCUAACCUUGUAUUGUCAGUUGAUUACAAUCUUACUGAUAGAAGAGCAAGGGAUGAACCUACAGGAGAAGUUAUGCCGCUUACCAAAGAUCUUUUGCGUGGAUCAAAAAUGGGUGAUAAAUAUAAAAGAACUGCUGUGCCAGCUGAGAAAAAGGCUUCUAAAGGAAAAUCCCGCGAUCGUGAAGACAUUCGAGAACAAAAAACAGCAGUAGACGAAGUAGGAAUUGCUGGAAUUUACAAACCUAGAACUCAAGAAACUCGCAAUACUUUUGAAGUCUUUUUGUCAUUAAUCCAAGAAAUCAUUGGUGAUCAACCUCGAGAAAUAUUGCAUGGGGCUUCACAUGAAAUUCUUUUAAUAUUAAAAUCUGAUUCAAUUCGGGAAAAAGAAAAGAAAAAGGAAGCGGAAGAUUUAUUUUCAACAAAAUUGACAGAAGAACGUUUUGCUUUAUUAACUAAUUUGGCUAAAAAGAUUACUGAUUUUAAUCCUGAUGAUGAAGAUGAAAAGAGGGAUAUUAUGGAUGAUAUUGACGAAACAGCAGGUGUUCCAGUACAUUUUGAUUCAGAUGAAGAAGAUGAUCGAAUGGUAACAGAACUAAAAGAAGAUAAAAGUGAGGAUGAAGAUGUUGGUGUUGAAGCUAUUUAUGAGGGAACAUUGCGUACUGCUGAGGGUUCUGGUGGUGGAAAAGCUAAUGGAAUUGGAGAGAAAAAACAAUUAAAUCCGCGAGAUAUAGAUGCUCAUUGGGUUAAACGUUAUUUAUCAAAACAUUUUGAUCCUAAUGAAAGUCAACAAAAAACACAAGAAGUUUUGAAUAUUUUGAAGAAUUCCGUUGAUGACCGUGCAUGUGAAAAUUCUUUGGUUUUAUUACUUGGCUUUACCCAUUUUGAUUUUAUUAAACAACUUUGUCAAAAUCGUCAUAUGAUUUAUUAUUGUACAAGAUUAAAGCAAACACAAGGAGAGGAAAGAGAAGCUAUAGAAAAUGAAAUGGCUAGUAAACCUGAACUGAAAAAUAUUUUGGAUGAGUUGAUAGAAGUUAGAGAAGAUGAUAUUGUUGCGACUGAACGUGGCAAAAGAGAUAAAGCAGCCCAACAACGCCGUAUGAAUGAAGCAGCACAAGAAGCAGUCGCAGCAGCAAGUUGGACACAACAAAGAAAAGUUUAUGAUUUGGAAGAUAUGGCAUUUGCACAAGGAUCACAUACUAUGAGUAACAAAAAAUGUGUUUUGCCAGAUGGAUCACAAAGAACACAAAAGAAGAGUUAUGAAAGUAUUUAUGUUCCUCCAUUGAAGCCUAAACCUUUUGGAGAAAAUGAGAAAUUAAUGGACGUUGAAGAUUUACCAAAAUGGGCACGUCCAGCAUUUAAAGGAUAUCGAACAUUAAAUAGAAUUCAAUCAGCAAUAUACAAAAAAGGUUUACAUACAGACAACAAUUUGUUAGUUUGUGCCCCAACUGGCGCUGGAAAAACAAAUGUUGCUUUACUUUGUAUUUUACGUGAAAUGUCAAAACAUAUGAAUGAAGAUACAACAAUUAGAAAAGAUGAAUUUAAAUGUAUUUAUGUUGCCCCAAUGAGGUCAUUAGUACAAGAAAUGGUUGGAAGUUUUAAACAAAGAUUGGAAGAAGCUUAUGGAAUUACUGUCGGUGAAAUGACUGGUGAUGUUCAAAUGAGUAAAGAACAAUUCAUGUUAACUCAAUUAAUUGUUUGUACACCAGAAAAAUAUGAUAUUAUAACACGUAAAGGUUUGUAGAACGAUUUUUAUUUUUUUAAUUCGGAUCUCCAUUAUGUCCCCAAAUCGACUUUUCACCAAAUUCAGGCUUUUUUGUUUGCCACUGGGCAUGGUUGAUGUGAGCUGAGUAAAAGUCGGACAUCUUUUGGGUGAUUUCUUCAAAAUUUCCUUAGGAUGGGAUUUCAAACGAGAAAAGUCG